UCUGCUCACUCCAUCAUAUCAUCACUAGUGUAUAUCGGUUAUAUACAGUGGGAUCAUUGCCUCUUCUUCUACCUUUCCUAGCUUUUGGUGUUUUGCUUCAAAUUAAAGUGUUACCUAUAUAGUGCAAGAAAAGAAAAUUAUAUAUCUAGCAAUGGCAUCGCGUGCUCUUCUCUUGGCAUCACUUGUUCUCUCCUGCUUUCUAUUGCCAGCUUGCUAUGGAACUGUGCUCUUCUCUUCUCUGCAGAGGACUCUUGAAGUCACGGCCUCACCAACAUCCGGACAAGUAUUGAAAGGUGGUGUGGACAAAAUCACCGUGACAUGGGGGCUGAACCAGACCGUCGCAGCUGGGACUGACUCGACCUACAAGACCAUCAAGGUCAAGCUAUGCUACGCUCCCAUAAGCCAAGUUGACCGUGGGUGGAGAAAAACUGUGGACAAUCUAAAAAAGGACAGGACUUGCCAGCACAAGAUCGUUGCUAGACCUUACAACCCUGCUAACAGCACCGCCCAGUCCCAUGAGUGGACUGUUGAGCGUGACGUGCCCACUGCCACGUACUUCGUACGAGCCUACGCUUACGACGCAGAUGAAAAGGAGGUGGCCUACGGGCAAACAACAGAUGCAGGCAAGACCACCAAUCUGUUUGAAGUCCAAGCAAUCAGUGGACGCCACGUCACAAUGGAUACUUGCUCUAUAUGCUUUAGUGUUUUCUCUGUCGUGUCCUUGUUUGGUUUCUUCUACAACGAGAAGAGAAAGGCAAAGAGGCCUCAGUGAAGCGAACAAGGCAAAAAAGAAGGUGAAGUUUGCAGCGCUACUUUUGAAGAGUUCGAGGGACAUGAAUGAAGGGAAGAAAGGACAGUCUUGAAUUUUAUAUCCAUGUAUAAUUAGUUAAUAUAAUUUUUAUAAUAUAUUAAUGUCCUCAAAUAUUUGGUUUGCA
Molecule: messenger RNA, 935 nt
Organism: Populus nigra (black poplar)
Lineage: Eukaryota; Viridiplantae; Streptophyta; Magnoliopsida; Malpighiales; Salicaceae
Product: high-affinity nitrate transporter 3.1
Exons: 2
Coding region: 152-772 (206 amino acids)
Biological process (GO): response to nitrate; nitrate transmembrane transport
Cellular component (GO): plasma membrane
Molecular function (GO): nitrate transmembrane transporter activity
Source: RefSeq, a predicted model, not a curated record